UAGAAACGGGUCUCUAGUUUUAACAGAAAUACAUUAAUCAACAAACCUUGUGAGAGAUAGAGAGAGAUAAAAAGGCCGAUCGAAAUCAGUAUUUGUUUUAAAAAGUUAAUUUUGCAAGAGAGACGGAUACCUGUUUUGUGAAUUGAUAUUCUUCAACUUUCGAUUCAAGAACAUCAUUUUAAUUAGCCUACAAGACAGGAUUUAUUUAGGUUACAAUGGGUUUAUUUUUAUCGAAGAUUAUUGAAGCUUUAACAGCUUUUAGCGGUAGUGAUCCAUCCCGGAUAUUAAUGUUAGGAUUAGAUGCUGCUGGUAAAACGACGGUAUUAUAUAAGUUAAAGUUAAAUGAGACAGUAUGUACAAUACCUACUAUAGGAUUUAAUGUCGAAACUGUCUCACCUGUUAAAGGUGUUACAUUCACAGUGUGGGAUGUUGGAGGACAAGAAAAAAUUAGAACUUUAUGGAGACAUUAUUACCAGAACGCACAAGGUUUGGUAUAUGUUGUUGAUAGUGCUGAUGUUACCAGAAUGGCCGAAGCUAAAGAAGAAUUACAUGCUAUAUGUAAAGAUAUCCAAAUGGAAGGUGUACCUGUUGUCAUUGUAGCCAAUAAACAGGAUUUACCUGGAGCGUUAAAAACAUCUGAAAUAGCUGAUCAAUUAGAUAUGAUGUCAUUCCGAGAUAGAAAAUGGUACGUUCAAGGAGCUUGUGCUAAAACUGGAGAAGGAAUCUAUGAAGCGAUGACUGAAAUGGCCAGAUUAACAAAAUUAUUCCAGAGUAAAAGAUGAGGGAAAUUUCAAAAUAAUGAUUUGUGUGUGUAUUAAAAACAAUGGAUGAACAAACUAGUGUAUAUAUACACAUAUCAGUUCUAUUGUUUCAACACUUACAAUCUGAUUAAAAG
Patella vulgata (common limpet) is the source of this 895-nucleotide messenger RNA. Its product is annotated as ADP-ribosylation factor 6-like. The record is from RefSeq and is a predicted model, not a curated record. NCBI's taxonomy places the organism in Eukaryota, Metazoa, Mollusca, Gastropoda, Patellidae. Gene Ontology annotation, cellular component: plasma membrane; cytoplasm. Gene Ontology annotation, molecular function: GTPase activity; GTP binding. The transcript has 4 exons. Bases 216 to 782 code for a protein of 188 amino acids. Gene Ontology annotation, biological process: vesicle-mediated transport; intracellular protein transport.